ACGCUCUGUGGAGGCGCGAGCGGUUCCGGUCUGUGAGCCUGAGGUUGCUGCUUAACCGCUUAGUUUGAGCCAUUUCUGCGUCUAGCGGGCCCUUCUGAACUUGUCACCUUUGCUUGGGGUCUCAACGACCGGAUGAUCGGUGAUCCAAGCAAGGGAAAAGAAGCCUUGGCGGAGAGCGGAGGCACGAUUCCACCUUCCUUCAUGCUCCAUUACUCAGGACUCUGAAGAUUCCAAAAAGUAGGAGGAAAAAUGACCACGUUCAAGGAGGCAGUCACCUUCAAGGACGUGGCUGUGUUCUUCACUGAGGAGGAGCUGGGGCUGCUGGACCCUGCCCAGAGGAAGCUGUACCAAGAUGUGAUGCUGGAGAACUUCACAAACCUGCUGUCAGUGGGGCAUCAACCGUUCCACCCUUUCCACUUCCUAAGGGAAGAAAAGUUUUGGAUGAUGGAGACAGCAACCCAAAGAGAGGGAAGUUCAGGAGGCAAGACUGUUGUGGAAGCAGGACCACAUGAAGACUGCCCUUGCCAGCAAAUCUGGGAACAAACUGCAAGUGACUUAACCCAGUCUCAAGACUCCAUCGUAAAUAAUUCUCACUUCUUUGAACAAGGUGAUGUCCCCUCCCAGGUUGAGGCAGGACUAUCUAUAAUUCACACAGGACAAAAACCUUCACAGAAUGGGAAGUGUAAACAAUCCUUCAGUGAUGUUGCCAUCUUUGAUCUUCCUCAGCAGUUACACUCAGGAGAGAAGUCUCAUACCUGCAAGGAGUGUGGAAAAAGCUUCUGGUACAUCUCAGCUCUUCGUAUUCACCAGAGAGUUCACUUGAGAGAGAAACUCUCUAAGUGUGACAUGUAUGGUAAGGAAUUCAGUCAGAGCUCAUGUCUGCAAACUCAUGAGAGAGUCUACACUGGAGAGAAACCAUUCAAAUGUGAGCAGUGUGGGAAAGGCUUCAGAUGUAGAGCGAUACUUCAAGUUCAUUGCAAAUUACACACAGGAGAGAAACCUUAUAUUUGUGAGAAAUGUGGGAGGGCCUUCAUUCACGAUUUCCAGCUUCAGAAACAUCAGAGAAUUCAUACUGGGGAGAAGCCAUUCAAAUGUGAAAUAUGUGGUAAGAGCUUCUGUCUUAGGUCAAGUCUUAAUAGGCAUUGCAUGGUUCACACAGCAGAGAAACUGUACAAAUCUGAGGAGUGUGGGAAAGCCUUCAUUGAUAGGCUAGAUUUGCAUAAGCAUCAGAUGAUUCACACAGGACAGAAACCGUACAAUUGUAAAGAAUGUGGGAAGAGCUUCAGAUGGUCCUCAUAUCUUUUGAUUCAUCAGCGAAUCCACAGUGGAGAAAAACCAUACAGAUGUGAGGAGUGUGGGAAGGGCUACAUUAGUAAGUCAGGUCUUAACUUGCACCAGAGGGUCCACACUGGAGAGAGACCUUAUAAUUGUAAGGAAUGUGGGAAGAGCUUUAGCCGGGCUUCAAGUAUUUUGAAUCAUAAGAAACUCCACUGCCGGAAAAAACCCUUCAAAUGUGAGGAUUGUGGAAAGAGGCUUGUACACCGGUCAUACUGUAAAGACCAACAAGGAGACCACAAUGGAGAAAACCCAUCCAAAUGUGAGGACUGUGGGAAGCGCUACAAGAGGCGCUUGAAUCUGGAUAUAAUUUUAUCAUUAUUUUUAAAUGAUAUGUAAGUUGUACAUAUUUAUGAGAUAUGGUAAGAAAUUUUAAUAUGUGUAUACAAUGUGUAAUGAUCAAAUUGAUGUAAUUAGUGUAUUACCUUAAACAUUUACCAUUUCUUUGUUUUGGGAAAAUUCAAAAUCCAUUGUUCUAGCGAUUUGAAAAGAAACAAUAAAUUAUUGUUGAUUAUAGUCA
Piliocolobus tephrosceles (Ugandan red Colobus) is the source of this 1855-nucleotide messenger RNA. It is a transcript of the gene ZNF230, whose product is annotated as zinc finger protein 230. The transcript is spliced from 5 exons. NCBI's taxonomy places the organism in Eukaryota, Metazoa, Chordata, Mammalia, Primates, Cercopithecidae. The record is from RefSeq and is a predicted model, not a curated record. The coding region runs from base 250 to 1674 and encodes 474 amino acids. Gene Ontology annotation, molecular function: DNA-binding transcription factor activity; RNA polymerase II cis-regulatory region sequence-specific DNA binding. Gene Ontology annotation, biological process: regulation of transcription by RNA polymerase II.